AUGGGCGACCCAAUCUCUUUUUCUGUUGAGGAUAUGGAGAAGCGACGCCGCCGCGCUAGCGCUGCUCGAAAGGCUUCGAUUGUGCGUCCUCCUUCGCCGCCAAAAAUAGAAUCCGAGUCCUUGGCUGUCAUCAAUGAAAUAUUUAACCCAACUUAUAUAAAACCAGUUACCAAAGGUCCCUAUCGCGCUCCCGAUGAAGUGUCUGCCGAUGACUUUGAAGCUAUGAAGGAUUUAGAUAUUAGCAAAGUGGCUGAAUUGAAGGAAGUUUUUCUGCUGCUCGACCUGGACAGCGAUGGUUUGAUAUCGAAGGAUGAUUUACGUUUCACUUUCACAGCGCUUGGCACAGACACACCUGACGAGCAGAUCGAAGAAAUGUUAAAAGAGGCAAAGGAUCCCUUGGAUUAUGAAGCUUUUAUCGAAUUAAUGAGCCACCGCACCGUGGAGUUGGAUCCUGAGGACGUGUUAUUGGAAGCCUGGAGUAAGUGGGAUGAUUAUGGCACAGGCAAAAUAGAGGAGAAAAAAAUGUAUGAAGAACUUACCAACUUCGGAGAUGUCAUGACCACGGCUGAAGCCAAUGAAGCGCUUAAAUAUGCACCGAUAGCCAAAGCAAAAACACUUGAAGAACCUCCCAUGAUUGACUAUCCGGCCUUCUGUCGUAUCUUGUGUGGUAUGCGAAAGCGAAAACCACGACAGGAAGAUUAA
Messenger RNA from Rhagoletis pomonella (apple maggot), 702 nucleotides. Its product is annotated as myosin regulatory light chain LC-2, mantle muscle. Gene Ontology annotation, molecular function: myosin heavy chain binding; calcium ion binding. Lineage: Eukaryota; Metazoa; Arthropoda; Insecta; Diptera; Tephritidae. Gene Ontology annotation, biological process: locomotion; post-embryonic development. The record is from RefSeq and is a predicted model, not a curated record. Gene Ontology annotation, cellular component: cytoplasm; myosin II complex. The coding region runs from base 1 to 702 and encodes 233 amino acids. The transcript has 5 exons.